ACCGCACCACCACGGCUCCACGCCACGCCGCGCAACCACACUACCACACCACCAUCACACGGGCCUGGCCCACCACCACCACCACCACCACCACAUCCACAACCACCACCUCCUCCGUCACCACCGCGGGCUGGCUGCGAGCUGGCCACCUCCAAGAGCAGCUACGGGCAUGUGGAGAGGGCGGCAGUCCGAGCGUGCCUGUCAGUGCCAGUGUGAGAACCUUUAGUGUGACCUGACGACGGGCAGUGAAGCCGGGAUGGCCCCCGACUCUAGAUUAUUCGCACCCGCCGCCACCACAGCCUCCCCGCGUUCCUCUCCGUCACACUUCCUUCCCCGCACCUCACCUCUCACAGGAGAGGAAGGCCUCUGGUUCUCGGGCCCCUCCUCCCCCUCCUGCUCACGCCCUUACACCCCUUUAUGCUCAUCGUCCUAUAAGCCCUCAACUCAAGCCUCUCCAGUAACCUUAACAAAUUCUCAACCAUCCCAUUCCUUAGCACCCACGAUGGCUUAUUCCGAGCCAUCGGCUCCUCACGCCUCCCUAGCUCACAAAGCCUCACCAUCCCCCAGUGCCGCCCCAUCCCAUGCACCUGCCAUCACUGCCUCUCCUUCCUCAGUUAGUAGUUCCUCUUCCUCCUCUGUUUCUUCUUGUUACUCAUCUACCUCACAAUCUAUUUCAUGUUCCUCCUCCUCAUCCACCUUUCCUACCGCCACCGCCACCGCCACCACCACCACCACCACAACCACCACCACAAGUAGUAUCAUCGUACAGUCACAAUCUUCCGUACGGGAGGCGCCUCAGCGGUGGGCGUUCUGGCCUCUCGUCCUACUCAUCGUCUGUCUUCCAAAAGAGGCGGCGUGCGGCCACAACGAGAGGCGGCUCCUGCACGACCUUCUAGACAGCUACAACCCCCUGGAGCGUCCAGUUCACAACGAGAGCGAGCCGGUGGUCGUGUCGUUUGGCAUCACACUCCAACAGAUUAUAGACGUGGAUGAGAAGAAUCAGCUCCUAAUAACAAACACAUGGUUAAAAUUGGAGUGGAAUGAUGUCAACCUACGGUGGAAUGAGUCCGAUUAUGGCAAUGUGAAGGACCUAAGAAUUCCACCUUAUAAAAUAUGGAAACCAGAUGUUUUGAUGUACAACAGUGCCGACGAGGGUUUCGAUGGGACAUACCAGACGAAGGUGGUCGUCUCUUCCACCGGCAACUGCCUCUACAUCCCGCCGGGAAUCUUCAAGUCUACUUGUAAGAUAGAUAUUACCUGGUUCCCCUUCGACGACCAGCGAUGCAAGAUGAAAUUUGGUUCCUGGACGUACUCAGGCUGGCAGCUCGACCUACAACUGCAGUCAGAGGACGGCGGCGAUCUCAGUGAUUUCAUCAAGAACGGAGAGUGGGACCUCAUUGAGGUUCCUGGUGUGCGAAACGUUCAGCAGUACCAAUGCUGCCCAGAGCCAUAUGUGGACAUAACCUUCGUCAUCAAGAUCCGGCGUCGAACUAUCUAUUAUUUAUACAAUCUGGUUCUGCCCUGUGUAAUGAUAAGCAGUAUGACCUUGCUUGGAUUCUCACUUCCCCCUGACACUGGCGAGAAACUGACACUAGGGGUUACCAUUCUCCUCUCCCUGACAGUUUUCCACAAUCUGGUGACCGAGACGCUGCCCCAAGUGUCGGACGCCAUGCCUGUGCUAGGCACCUACUUUAACUGUAUCAUGUUCAUGGUGGCCUCGAGUGUGGUUAGCACCGUUCUUAUACUCAACUACCAUCAUCGGUCGGCGGAAACCCACGAAAUGUCGCCCAUGGUGAAAAGCCUCUUCCUGCAGUGGUUACCGUGGGUGCUACGUCUCAACCGGCCGGGGGAGAAGAUCACACGCAAGACAAUUAUGAUGAACAACAAAAUGCGGGAGCUUGAACUGAAGGUACGGCAAGAAUGCCCCUUGGAGGAGAGAUCGUCCAAGUCACUUCUGGCCAACGUGCUGGACAUAGACGAUGACUUCCGAGCUCACACGCUGCCGCACACCCACACAACCAACACCAACAACACUGCGGGCUUCAUUAGGGUGCCUCACGGAGGCCACUCCGUCGACGAUUCUCACCUCGUCCAUACCUGCAUGUCCUCAUGCACCAGGGAGCUCAACCUUAUCCUCAAGGAGAUUCGAAUUAUUACGGACAAGAUGAGGAAAGAGGACGAGGAAAGCGAGGUGAAAAACGACUGGAGAUUCGCUGCCAUGGUGCUGGAUCGCCUCUGCCUCAUCAUCUUCACCCUGUUCACCAUCACCGCCACCGUCGCUGUGCUUCUUUCGGCACCUCACAUUAUUGUUCCGUAAUACAACGUAGCCGGGGUGGAUUCGUCGGCCUCAUCGUAAUGGUUUGGUGCAACCUUCAAGCACCAGCAUUACGAUGUCUUGUAAAAUGAACCCGUCAUGGGGUUCAUCUGCCUAUGUUCCAUACUCCGGUUUUUUGGGCAACUCCGCCCACGUCGCUGAGGCACUCGAGGGGAGGACCUUAAUGCCGCCUCGCCCGAGGCAACGGGCGACGGGUGAUCGCCCCUCCUCGUUCUGGUCACGAUGCUUCCAUAAGUGCCAAAGGGCCGGCAUUUACCUGGCUCGCGGCGACAGUGUGUCACACCCUCGCUCAAGCCCACGCCCUCGUCAGACUGCUAUGGCCCGCCCACACAUAUGUACCAUAGCUCCAGCCUGUCCCACGCAUCCUUGAAGUUCCCCUCUACUACAUCUUCGCCAAGAUGGAGUCAUUACCCAGUCCAGUCGAACGUCAUUGGGUCCGUGAGCGGAUGCUGAACAUCACGUCUGGAGGGAGCGGGUCUACGCGAUGCCCGGGGCGCGUGCACAAGUGAACCGUCGGAUUGUGCGGUGCGGCGGGCCCGAGUAGUAACAGCAACAGCAGCAGCAGCAUACAGGGUCGGGGGGGCCGUGCUAUGUUUCCUCUUGCCACCGCCGUCUAGCGGAAAGGGUUCUACACUGUACUACUUUUGUCACUCAUAUUAUUCGGCAAAAAUGAAGGUAUGCCGAUCCGCGGCAUACACUUUGUUCCCUUGCUCAUUCGUCAGUAUUACGUGAAUCCGAGACCAUCAUAAGCAUUAGAUGCUUGAUGAUAUGCUCUUUUCUUGUAACAUUAAGCUUAUCUUCCUUUAUCUUGAUCUGUUCAGGCAAGUUUAGUCUCCAGGCAAUAAUAUCACCCUUGGCUGGGAGCUGGGAGCGUGGCCUGGCUAUUCACUUCACUACUUGACUUGCUUCUCCAUCGUACUCGUCACCACAUCCUUUCACUGAUUGCCCAGCGCUCAAACAAGCCCUUCAUCCUCAUUUUCCAAAACAUUACUCUCUCAAUCUCACUUGUCUCUAUUCAUGGUUCUUAUUUAGCAUGCGACCCUGAGCAGCCCGCCCGUUCCCAGUCCCUCCCCCUAGAAGCCCGCCCCGCCCUGCCCAAACCCGCCUCGCUCGAGCGGUGGCCAGGGCCCAGCACAGAGUCGCGCCCCCAGUUCCCCGGCGAACACUAUCUGUUACUCUACACAAAACUUUUAACUUGUCUCUACUCUAAUGUUGGUGUACAUAAGCGUUUUAUAUUUUUUUUUUUUUUUAUCUUAGAAUGGUUAUCAAGUGGCUCAUGAAUUAAGUAAAAGAAUUAUGUGAACAUCUCUUUUAGAGCUCAAGUUACAUGGAAUGAUGGUUGAUUGAAAAACAAUUGCAACAAAUUUCAAGUCAAUUGAUGCCAUACCGUAUCACUUUCCAUUUUAUACAAUAACAGAGAAAAUAAUUCCCCAAAGACAAUACCUGACAAUAAAUACAAACCAGUGCGCAUUACCAAAAAAAAAAAAAGAAAAGGAGAAACAAAAG
Portunus trituberculatus (swimming crab) is the source of this 3841-nucleotide messenger RNA. RefSeq names its product neuronal acetylcholine receptor subunit alpha-7-like. Gene Ontology annotation, biological process: chemical synaptic transmission; nervous system process; regulation of membrane potential. Lineage: Eukaryota; Metazoa; Arthropoda; Malacostraca; Decapoda; Portunidae. The transcript is spliced from 13 exons. Gene Ontology annotation, molecular function: transmembrane signaling receptor activity; acetylcholine-gated monoatomic cation-selective channel activity. Gene Ontology annotation, cellular component: postsynaptic membrane; synapse; neuron projection. The coding region runs from base 257 to 2317 and encodes 686 amino acids. The record is from RefSeq and is a predicted model, not a curated record.